AUGGGCUGGAUUGCUACCACAAGGAAUCUGGCGAAGGGAGCGCGGUCAAAGGGCAAGCGAGUCUAUCACAAAGUGUUCGGACCUUCGCACAAGCAAUGGAAGAUGAUGAAAGACAUGCUGAACCUCUUGGUGCGGGACCAGAAAAUGGAGACGUCCUUGGCUCGGGCAAAGGAGUUGCAGCAAUAUGCUGAGGAGAUAGUCUUCCUUGCCAAGAAGAAUUCGCCGUACCAUGAUGGACUUGUGGAGAGCAUGCUCACCUCACCCGAGGCCAGACGCAUACUCUACGAGCGGAUGCUACCUCGCUAUCAGGAUCGACACUUUCAUUUCUCUCGAGUGGUGAACCUCUGGAGGUAUCGGGAGCGCGACACAACCCCGAUGGCCAUCAUCGAGUACAUAGACCGACCUGGUGAGCUGCGUCCUGCGAAUCCCGUUGGCGCGGCUAGGAAGCAGCAUGUAGCAAUGGAGUUCUUGCAGACUCGAAGGGGACGCCGAAAGCAUUUGGGCGAGAUGCAGAGGUCAGGCUGUGAAUUCAAGACCAGGCCAACUUUUCCCGCCAAAUUGCUUGCCCUCUGUCUUCGGAGACCUUCUCUUGAGCCUGCGUUGACGUGCGCAUGA
Messenger RNA from Symbiodinium pilosum, 615 nucleotides. The record is from the annotation of a GenBank genome assembly. Lineage: Eukaryota; Dinophyceae; Suessiales; Symbiodiniaceae.